AUGGGCCAAUCCGUUCCGCAGGACGCGUCUGCGCUCGCAGAAGUGCUAUGGACCCAUCCCGACCCGACCUCGACGCCCAUGUGGCAGUUUAUCCAGCGCGUCAACGCCGAGCACAACCUCGCCCUCGCGGGGUAUCCCGACCUCUACCGGUGGUCCAUUGAUCGCAUCGCCGAUUUUUGGCGCGCGUGCUGGGACUUUGUUGGCAUUGUCGCCUCGAAAGAAGCCCACGAGGCAUGUGUCAUCCCCGACCACGCCCCCAUGUUUCCCCGCCCCGACUUCUUCGGUACCGCCCGUCUCAACUUUGCCGAGAACCUGCUGUUCCCGCCCGUGCCGCUAUCGGCCGCCGCACCCGCUGUCCUCUCUGUCACUGAGCUCCCAGGCACGCUCCGCACAACGUCGUGGGCCGAGCUGCGCGAGGCGGUCCGGCGCUGCGCCGCGAGCCUGCGCGCCGCCGGCCUGGGCCCGCACGACGUCGUCGCCGGCUACGUUUCCAACCACGUUGAGGCGCUCGUCGCCAUGCUGGCGGCCGCGUCGAUCGGCGCCGUCUGGACUGGCAUCAGCCCGGACAAUGGCGUGUCGGCCGUGCUGGACCGCCUGUGCCAGAUUGCGCCCAAGGUGCUGUUCGCCGACAACGGCACCGUCUACAACGGCAAGCAGUGGCCAAGCACCGCCAAGACAAACGACAUUGUCGCCGCGCUGCGGCCCACGGGCCUGGAAACCGUCAUCGUCAUUGGCAAUAUUUCCGGCGACCUAGGUCUGGAGGAGCUGGUCGCGCACAGCGUCCGCGCCGUCGAUUACAGGGCCUUCCUCGAGGCCGCUCCCGCGCCCGCCGACGCGCCCCUCGAGUUUGCGCAGCUCCCGGCCUCGCACCCGCUCUACGUGCUGUACUCGAGCGGCACGACGGGCCUUCCCAAGGCCAUUGUCCACACGGCGCUGGGCACGCUGCUGCAGCAUAAAAAGGAGCACGUGCUGCACUGCUCACUGACGCCGGCCUCGCGCAUGCUCUACUACACCACCACGUCGUGGAUGAUGUGGCACUGGAGCGUCGGCGCCCUCGCCGCCGGCGCCACUCUCGUCCUCUACUCGGGCUCGCCCUUCCGCCCGUCGGCGCACCUCUCCCUGCCGCGCGUCCUCUCCGACCUCGCCGUCACCCACUUUGGCACAUCUGCCGCCUACCUCACCGCGCUCGAGGCCGCCGACGUGCGCCCCGUCGACGACCCCACCCUCGACCUCUCCCGGCUGCAGGCCAUCUACUCGACCGCCUCGCCGCUCCCGCCCUCGACCUUUCGCUUCGUCUACCGCGCCUUUCCCGCCACGGUCAACCUGGCCUCGAUCACCGGCGGCACCGACAUCAUCUCCCUCUUCGGCGCGCCCUGCCCGCUGCUUCCCGUCCGCGUCGGCGAGAUUCAGUGCGCCGGCCUCGGCAUGGCCAUUCGCGCCGUCGACCCCGCCACCGGCGCCGACCUGGCUCCCGGCGAGCCAGGUGACCUCGUCUGCGUCCGCCCCUUUCCCUGCCAGCCGCUCACCUUUUUCGGACCCUCAGGCCAGAGCAAGUACGAGGCCGCCUAUUUUGCGCGCUUCCGAGACGUCUGCGGCGUCGACGGCCCCGUCUGGCACCACGGCGACUUUGUCAAGAUUCCAGACCCGGCCACCGGCGCGCUGGUCAUGCUCGGCCGCUCCGACGGUGUCUUGAAGCCCGCCGGCGUGCGCUUCGGCUCCGCCGAAAUCUACAACAUCCUGACGCGCUUCUUCGCCGCCGACAUUGACGACGCCGUGUGCGUCGGGCGCCGCCGGGAGACGGACGCAGACGAGACCGUCUGCCUCUUUGUCGUGCCCGUCGACGGCAGCGCGCUCACCGAGGAGCUACAGACGCGCAUCAAGGCCAAGAUACGCGCUGAGCUCAGCCCGCGUCACGUUCCGGGCGUGGUGGCGGAGGCUGGCGGCGGCAUCCCCAAGACGGGCAACGGGAAAAAGAUCGAGGUUGCGGUCAAGCAGAUUCUGUCGGGCAUCAACGUCACGACAAACGCGUCCGUCGCCAACCCGGAAUCGCUCGAGUGGUUCCGGGAAUGGGCCAAGACGAACUGA
This is a messenger RNA of Beauveria bassiana ARSEF 2860, 2085 nucleotides long. RefSeq names its product acetoacetate-CoA ligase. Bases 1 to 2085 code for a protein of 694 amino acids. Gene Ontology annotation, biological process: lipid metabolic process. Gene Ontology annotation, cellular component: cytosol. The transcript has 3 exons. NCBI's taxonomy places the organism in Eukaryota, Fungi, Ascomycota, Sordariomycetes, Hypocreales, Cordycipitaceae. Gene Ontology annotation, molecular function: acetoacetate-CoA ligase activity. The record is from RefSeq and is a predicted model, not a curated record.